This is a messenger RNA of Mugil cephalus (flathead mullet), 1308 nucleotides long. Its product is annotated as histone chaperone asf1b-B. The transcript is spliced from 5 exons. Gene Ontology annotation, biological process: DNA replication-dependent chromatin assembly. Gene Ontology annotation, cellular component: nucleus. The coding region runs from base 149 to 742 and encodes 197 amino acids. The record is from RefSeq and is a predicted model, not a curated record. NCBI's taxonomy places the organism in Eukaryota, Metazoa, Chordata, Actinopteri, Mugiliformes, Mugilidae. Gene Ontology annotation, molecular function: histone binding.
GUUUUCUUUGUGGUGGCGGAGAACCCACAGCUUGCCGUAGUCCCAGUGAAACCUGGGUAGGAGAGUCAUAGCAGCGGCAGGGCGGCAAACUGUCCUCAAAUUUAACGAGUCCUCGUUAUAGUGAAUACUGAGAAACGCUCUAGCAACAAUGGCGAAGGUACAGGUGUUGAAUGUGGCCGUGCUAGACAACCCGAGUCCCUUUGGAAACCCCUUUCAGUUUGAAAUAACGUUUGAGUGCAUGGAAGACCUCCCUGAAGAUCUGGAAUGGAAGAUCAUAUAUGUUGGCUCAGCAGAGAGUGAAGAGUAUGACCAGGUCCUUGACUCCGUCUUAGUAGGCCCAGUACCUGCUGGGAGACACAUGUUCGUGUUUCAGGCUGACGCCCCAAACACUGGAUUGAUUCCUGAAAGUGAUGCUGUGGGUGUUACUGUAGUGCUGAUUACUUGCACAUAUCGUGGUCAGGAGUUUAUUCGCAUCGGUUACUAUGUCAACAAUGAAUACACAGAACCAGAACUUCGUGAAAAUCCUCCGAUCAAGCCAGACUACACACAGCUCCAGAGAAAUAUCCUUGCUUCAAACCCACGUGUUACCAGAUUCCAUAUAAACUGGGAAGGCUGCGCAGAGCGUAUGGAAGACUCUGAAAAUGUGGAUCCCACUUCAAACUCCAUGCUCCCUCCAUCCUGUCUCCCAGGCAAAGCUCCACCUUUGGGGAUACUACCAGAUAAUUCUAUGGACUGCUUAUAGAGGUGCCCUGUAGUGAUGACUUACAGCACGAGAACUUACUUUGAAUGCCUAUGGACAUUCUAGUGUGGACGUAAGGAUCUACAUUCAUCCCAGCUUUACAGCUGCCCUUAUUCCUCUGAAGCUUCACUUUAGGCUUCACAUGAGCAUUUGUUCAAAGGAAGAUUACAAACUUCUUUCUGCAAUUAUCAUCAUUUAUAGAUGGGAAGUUCCUUGCCUGUUUAAAAGCAAUAUUGAAGUAGUUUAAGUCAUGGAGACGGCAGCUCUGAAAUGAUACAGCUGAACUGAAUUGUUACAGAGAGCUCUUCUGUAAUUCACCUUCCUUUUGUUGGUGCAGGAUAGUUUUGUACUCAUUUAAGAGGAUUUCAGCACUGAAGCAAUAGCAGAAUAAAUUGCAUUAUGUUACUGUACAGACAUUUGAUAACGUACUAUUAUAUUUCUGUUCAAAUUGCACUUCAACAUUUUCCCAUUUAAAUUGUGGACUUGGUAUGGGCUGUACUACAUUCUUCGUGUGUUUUUGUUUUUGUCUGCAUUUUUGCGGUUCAAAUAAAAGAACAUUGUAUUUGUUA